This is a messenger RNA of Brassica napus (rape), 2491 nucleotides long. RefSeq lists its product as uncharacterized. NCBI's taxonomy places the organism in Eukaryota, Viridiplantae, Streptophyta, Magnoliopsida, Brassicales, Brassicaceae. The record is from RefSeq and is a predicted model, not a curated record. Bases 1187 to 1906 code for a protein of 239 amino acids. The transcript has 3 exons.
UUAAACUCAUUUGGUAUAGUGUUCGUCGUUAGUCUAAGGGGUUAGUCGAAAUUUGAUUUAUAUUGCAUGUUCAGAAUCAAUACAAUACAAAAAGGAGAAUAAGGGCUCCUCUCAUGCUUCCACGUCACCUUUUUUAUUCCACGUCUGAUGGGCUGAUGGGCUAGCUUAUUUUUUUUCCGUUAUGCUUGGCCCGUAAGCCCGUAGCUUUAGAGAAACGAGAGAGACGCAUCGAUCCAUCCGUAACCCUUAUCUUCUUCUCUCUCGCGCAAGACUGGAAUCUCCCUCUGAGCCCUUUCAUCUUCUUCCGUUGUCUCUCUCAACUUUGUCUGCAAACACAAUUUUUUUCUUUCAACUUCUCACCUUCAUUAACGCUCAACGAGGUUCAACACAUCCUUCUAAAUUCCCUUGAUUAUUGUGAUUGUCAUUCGACACGGAGGAACCGACCUCCUACGCCUUCGUUUCAUCUCCAUGUUCAAGGUAGGGACAACCACAUCACCGUGCUCUACUUCGACACGAAUGUACCGAUCCCCUCCGGCUCAUGAUGAAUCCCGUGCUCAACCAUCUUUUCUAUGGAUUUCUUCAAAUCCAAGUACAUAUCUUCUGGUCUUUGGUAUAUAUUUUAAUUUUCUUGAGUCUUUGUGAUGAUUUAAUUGAUUUUCCAUGAAAUCAUUUGUGGUUAAAGAGGAGGAUGAGACGCUGCGUGGAGGUGGCUAAGGGUCGUUGGCAUUUUUACCUUUGGUAACGGUGGUGGAAGCUCCAGAAGAUGAUGUUAUAGGAGUUUGUUGAUAUGAUGAGAAGUAGCUCUUUAUCUAGAGCCUUCAAUCUGUUUUUUUUUUUUUCCAAUCAGUAGGAAGAAAGGAGGCUGCAAAGCUUUAGAAAAGUACUUUCAAAUAAUUGUAAUGACGGAGGCAAUGUACAGGAGUCUAACUUUAUUUGCAUAGAGUAAAUUUUAUUAAAAUUGAUCUAAUUGGAGAAUGGAUUUGGUCGCGAUGGUGAGAAUGUUUGGAUUUGAAUUUGAAUUUGCAUUCAGCUUCCUGAGUGUAUAAUUGAACAUUAGGAGUUUUUUUUGUAUUGGUUUUAUUGAUAGUAUGAUCUUGCUGAUGAUUAUGGUUUGUUGUUCUCUCCACAGACAGCUGUUAGUGCUUUAUAUUCUCAGCUCAAAGAGCUCCAGAAGAAGGAUGCAGACAUGAAGGAGCGUGACAAAAUGUUGUACUCAAAGGUACUUCCUUUUCUUUGCAGGAAAACAGAUCAUGUAUCUUUUAGAUCCCCUUUUUGGUUUUAUAUAUAUCCCCCUUCCAAAUAUAUGAAGCAUUUUAUAUCACAAAUGCAGGGGGACACUGAUUCUACGAGUAAGUUAAUUGGUUAUUGUAUGUGUGUUCAUGCAUUCAUAUACUUAAGCUAUCUGAACACUGUAUAUUUAUAUAGGUUGGUUGCUAGAGACACUGAUCUUCCAUUGGCAGCAACACUGCUGAAAGCAUAUGCAAAGGUUGAGCCUCUGACAAUAGCUGAGCUCAAUUAUUUAUUAUCACUGCUCCAUCCCAGGACAUUGACUUCAUAUGUACCGGGAGAGUUGCUCGCGUUGACAUGGACAAAGGGUGGUGUUAUGCUGCAUGCUCCAAAUGCAGUAAAACUGCAUCACACUGUCUCCUCUAUUGCGUUUGUGCGAUGCGACAAUGCUCAUGCUGUCGGGACUUUCCGCUAUCGCGUGGAGACGGCCAUUGCUGAUGGUACUGCUGAAGGUGCAUUCUUUUGUUUUGAUGGUGUAGUGACGAAAUUACAUAGCCUCAGAGCAAGUGAAGCUGGUCAAAUGCUGGUAAGAUACACGUCUGUCUCCUUACGUGUUUAUCAUCUACCAAGUACUAACACAUCUACAAAACUUCCUGUGCCAAAUAGGCUGAAGGAGUAAACCAUGAGGACUUUAAGAUGCCUCCAUUUACUACCCAUAUAGAAGCAAAGUCAUACACUUUCCAAUUCAGUGUUAGUACAUAUAACUUCACAGCAAUCAGACAUUCACCAUCACGCUCAUUCUCGAUGAACGUGACUGUGUGCCAGUCUCUGACGUUGUCGACAACGUAAGUAUAAUGAGUAUUAUGUUGUUUCGCUAUUUACAUUUGAAUGUAUGUAUGACCAUCUGGUUGGAACAGAUAGGUAGCGAUGAUGAUGGGGACGACAUGCCAGAUGGCAAUCCAAUUCGUGUUAAGGUGGAAACUGGAGGGAGCAGUGGCGAGGCACCGUUCAAUGCUGAUACAGAUCCAGUUGGUGUGCGCAGAAGAAGACGGCCAACUCAUCUUCCGAGGUGGUUAAGAAGACGUGUGUGGCUUGAGAUAGACUAGAAAGAACUAUAAACACACUACUCAAAAUUUAAAUAAUGCUUAUGCAUCUUCAUUUCCUUUCGCGUAUUGGUUAUCUAUGUUUUUGUCUUUCUCCAAUUUUUGGGUACUAUAUUUGUCAUACAAUCUUCCUAAUAUGAGUUAUCUACCUAUUAACUUUC